Molecule: messenger RNA, 1557 nt
Organism: Fonticula alba
Lineage: Eukaryota; Rotosphaerida; Fonticulaceae
Exons: 4
Coding region: 1-1557 (518 amino acids)
Source: RefSeq, a predicted model, not a curated record
AUGCCGCCCCUGUCCACCACACCCACGGAGGGGAGAAUUCGAUCCAAUCGUUUUGCACGAAACCUCUUCGCUGAUUACAUUGCCGGCCUUCGCCCGCUGGAGACGACCCCCGACUGGCCAGGGAUAGAGGCCUGGAUUGGAUCUGCGGCCUUUUCCGUGACGGCGCCGCCACCGGCUGACCGGUGCUCGCGACCCCACGCCCGGGGCUCGACCCCGGCCAGCAACUCCGGCAGUGACGAUGAUUUCGACCCGCUGGACCUGUUUGCGGCGCUCUCGGCCCCGGCCCCGAGCCGGCGCCGCGGGACCCUCCUUGAAGAGCCUUGGGAUCCUGCCGACGAGGCGGGCCCCCUGCCGGCGGAUCUGGCGGCCAUGGGGGACCUGUUUGCCGGAGUGCCAAAGCUAACGGCAUGUGGCUCGCGUCCGGCCAUUGCCACUGUGGCUGCUGGUCUGGUGCGACUCGGGGAUCUGCUUCGGUGUCGCUUUGCCAACUUUCCGACUGCGCGCGGUUGGCUCGGCGCGCUGCUCUUUGGUCAGGGCGGCUCUCUGGCGGGCUGUCUCUGGGAUCUGGCCUUUUCUUACUCGGAUGAGCUCGACCUGGCGAUGAUUUACAUCUCGCAGGCCGGCUCCUGGGCCAUCCACGGCGGCGGCGAUGGCACUGCCUCCAUCGAGGUUCUGCAUGAUGUUGGUGCCCACACCUUCAAGAUUGUGGCCAAGAGCACCUCCACCCGCCAGAACAUCAUCGAUGCCCCGAUCACCAGCUCCUUCAACCUGGAGCGUGUCAGCGAUGGCUGGGCCCAGUUUAACACCCCGACCGGCGCCGGCUAUGGCCUGAGCUUCCGCAACAAGCAGGAGGGCGACGUCGUGGCCAAUGCCAUCUCCCGCGCUCUCCAGAUGCUGAGUUCCGGCGGUGGCGGCGGUGGCGGUGGCCGCCUCAUGAGUGACCCCAACAUGUCGAGCAUGCUGCAGGGUGUCAAGCUUCGCUCGGCCCCCAAGCCCCCUGAGCGCGACGCCCUCGGCCGGCCGGUCGGUGGCGAUAACGCCCCCCCGCCCUCGAGCGGUGGUGGUGGCGGCGGCGGCGGCGGCGGCGGCUUCGGUGGCAGCAGCGGCGGCGGCGGCGGUGGCGGCGGCGGCGGCGGCUUCGGCGGCGGCGGCGGCGGCGGCGGUGACAUGAUGAGCGAGAUGGCUGCCCGCCUCGCGCGGCGCCGCGAGGGUGCCGAUAGCGCCCCGUCCGGCCCGCGCGGUGGCCCCGGCGGCCCCGGCGGUGGCACUGUUAUUCGCCCCCCGGGCGCUGCGCCCUCUCCGGCGGCUCCCCCGGCCGCGGCCCCCCGCUUCGGUGGCCCCUCUGCCGGCGGCCCGACCCCCCCUAGCCGCCCGGGCUUCGGCGGUGGCGCCAGCGCCGCUUCCUCCUCCUCUUCCUCCUCCUCGAGCAGCGGUGGUUCUUCGUCCAUCACCAAUGCCGAGCUUCAGGCCCUCCGCGAGGAGCUCAUCACCCAGUUCCGCAACGAGCUCCAGGCUGUCAAGGCUGAGAUCAUCGCCGCCAUCCGCAACAACCGCUAG